Cicer arietinum (chickpea) is the source of this 1130-nucleotide messenger RNA. RefSeq lists its product as uncharacterized. NCBI's taxonomy places the organism in Eukaryota, Viridiplantae, Streptophyta, Magnoliopsida, Fabales, Fabaceae. Gene Ontology annotation, cellular component: NSL complex. The record is from RefSeq and is a predicted model, not a curated record.
GCAAAAGCUUUCAAAAUUUAAAACAAAUAAAUAAAUUUCAUUCCUUCUCAGAUACUCAUCGGACCCAAAAUUACUGCUAAGUAACCAACUGAUCCACCUAUGGAAGAGUCAAAACCGCAACCGCAAGUGCCGGCGAUGACAAUCGACGGCGCCGACGAAGACCAAAUACUGGCUAACUCGACCGUGUUGACUCGUCGCGAGGUUAUCACGCGCCGGCUCCGGCGAGUCAGACAACUUGCUCGAUGUUACAAGAGUCACUAUUGGGCUUUAAUGAAUGAUCUUAGGUCUAAGUACAGAGAUUAUUACUGGACUUACGGGAAGAGUCCCUUCAAGGACGAUGAAGAAAAUCCAAACGGUGUCGUUUUGGGGGAUAGAGUAAACGGCACUGAUAAUGGUGUCGUUGUUGGUGAUGAUUUUGUUCGUUGCGCUUUUAGUGGAUGCAAGUCGAAGGCUAUGGCUCUCACCAGGUUCUGUCACACACAUAUUUUGUCUGAUUCGAAGCAGAAGCUUUACCGGGGAUGCACCACCGUAGCCAAAAAUUUGCCAACAGGGCCAUCAUAUUGUAAUAAGCCAGUAUUGAGAUCCAUGGUUCCUUGUGUAUGCCCCGCUCAUUACCAAUUAGGUGAAAAGUGCUUGCUUCGUGCAGUAAAAAGGGCAGGUUAUAAUAUCUCAGUUAAUGGUAAGCCUAGUCCAAAGUUACAUGUUUUAAUUCCUGAGUUUGUCCGCCAAAUUCAAAAUAAACGAAAAGCUGCUCGCAGGACAAAUUUACCUAAACCCGAGACUGAAUAAUCAAGAUUAAGUUGUUGAUUAUUGGAAAUAUUAUUGAUUCACUAAAGGCAUUGCACAGUAUAUAGGGAGAGCAGGUUCCAAUAUAUGGGAAACAAUUAUGAUUUGCUGUUAACUGUUGAAGCAUCGAUUGUCAAUAAAAAAUGUACUUAGAGAUACCUGUAAAUUGUGAGUAUUCUAGAUAUGUUCUUCAAUUUUGUGUCUUUUUAUCUAAGUCAUUUUGUCGAUACCCUACGAGCAGCGUCACAAUCUGCUUGUUAUUCAUAAUAGGACUUUGCUGGUAUGAAUUGGAAAUUUCUAUUCUAAAAUUAUUGAUGCUCAUAUGAUAAAGUCAUUUAACUAAA